AUGUCACACACCGCACCUUCGUCUCGACCCAUCACUAAGCUCGGCUGGAUCAUGGUGUUGCACGUCUGCGAAGAAUGGCGUAGCGUUGCCCUGGCUGAUCCCAGACUUUGGACCGAAAUCUCGUUUGCUCUGGGACCGGUGUGGGCGACUUGGAUGUUUUCACUCGCAAAAUCGGCGCCUCUGUCCUUCGAUGCACGAACGAUUUCAGACAAAAGUAGGAUCAUCCUCCGCCAGCUUCUUCGCAGGUAUCUCUCCAAUAUCAGAGUCCUCACCAUCCACGACGAAGCGUAUCUUCUGCAACAAACCGCAGAAAUCGUUCCCGUGGCGCCAUUGCUACAGAUCCUCGAGUUAAGGCAUCAAAGCAGCGGAAUCUCAGUCUCUUCUAUGGAGACGCUGCUUUGCAAUGUUUUUGGCAACUCUCUUCCGGCUCUGCGUCGCCUUACAUUAAUCGGUUUCAGCCUCACUCCCGCCUGUUUUCCCAUUCUUUCGUCAUUGGCCGACCUCUCCAUUAGUUUUCCUCGGCUUCUAGAGACUAGCACAGCUCCUAUCCAAUCUUUUAAUGACUUCUUGAUGAUGCUUGCGAACUCGCCCUCUCUAGAACGCCUUUCUCUCGUGAACUGCUUACCUACUUACGAUGCCAAAAGCCCCUCGCCUUCCUCUACACUUCAUCUUUCUAUCCUACAGAGCAUCACUCUCGGCGGUCCUGUCACCGACUGUGGUCCCCUCCUGCAACACGUUCAAUUUCCCCCGACAGCAAAUCUUCUUCUCUCGUGUACACCGGACGACAAUGAUGUCGACCAACUCGCCAUCAAGGAUACUCUGUUCCCGGAGAUUACUGCUCGUCUCCACAGCGACCUUCGAGCUCCUAUACGCACACUCUCCUUCAUUCCUCAUGGAUGCACGGCUCAUAUUUUGAAGGUAACCGCGUGGGACAUACCCGGCAGCGAGCCCGAGACUAACAAGCGCACGGCCUUCCCUCCUGUGUCCAUAUUCAGCUACGGAACCGACGCUCCCGCCACCUUUUCCUUGACCUUGAUGUACUCCAAGGACAUUUCCUUUGCAUCUAUCAGCACCCUCCUCGAUCUCAGGGGCCUCCGUACUCUUCGUAUGGCGAAGCCGACAGAGUUCACGGACACAAAUAAAUGCAAGGAUACACUCGUUCAUCUCAAGCAACUAGAGCACAUCUCCGUCACAGGCCCUUUAGCCAUCGCCUUCUGCUGCACGUUGACUGCGUCAAAGAAAUCCAAGGACGACCGCAGGAACUCGUCCAAAACGUCUAAAAGUGCUCGUCUCAAGAACAAGAAAGAUUCGACACUCACCACGGAACCCAAUCACGCUCGUCGCGUCCUUCUCCCCAACCUCACCUUCCUCGAACUCAGAGAAGUCAGAUUCGCGGACGCCACCCCGGGCAGCAGGAAGCUUUUCCAUCAAGCAUUACCUGGUUUUCUCACCAAACGCCAGACGUUAGGGAAGCCCAUCAAACACCUGUCGAUCCGGGAAUGUAGGAUUGUAGGGGUCUGGGUGCACAGGUUAGAACGUGUCGUGAAGACGGUAGAUUGGGAUUAUCUCAAUGGUUGUGACUUAGAAUUGGAUAUGGACACGGAGAUGAUAAAGGGAAUCUAUGGGGACGAGAUGGUUGAGAUGAUUUCCGGUCUCCAGUGA
Stereum hirsutum FP-91666 SS1 is the source of this 1662-nucleotide messenger RNA. RefSeq lists its product as uncharacterized. Bases 1 to 1662 code for a protein of 553 amino acids. NCBI's taxonomy places the organism in Eukaryota, Fungi, Basidiomycota, Agaricomycetes, Russulales, Stereaceae. The record is from RefSeq and is a predicted model, not a curated record. The transcript has a single exon.